GCUGAGCCAUAUGGGAUGUUUGCUCGUUGCUGCUUUGCUGUAGGAGGAUGUCCUCUCUCCCGUUCCACUGGCUAACUAAGGACAAACGGACCUACAAUUCCUGGUGUGGUGAGAAAGUGCGAUUCGCUGUUCUGAAUUUGAAAAGCAAGGCAGUAAGCGUGGGCCCUGACUCUCUUCACCGGCGACAGAAGGAUGGAAGGCUUAAAUUCUGCGGAUAGAAAGAGGGUCCUUCCCACCUGGAUGACAGCCCAGGUGCCUGAGAAGAGAGUGGUGCCAGUGAAGACCCCAAAGAGCGGAAUGGCAGCGGGGCCGGCGGCUGCAGCAAGACUGCCCGCAGUGAAGACCGUGUACUGCAUGAAUGAAGCCGAACUCGUCGAUGUUGCCCUGGGGGUCCUGACUGAGUGCCCCAAACAGGAAAAGGACUUGGAGCAGACACCCCUGGCAGGCGCUGAUAAGGAAGAGCUGUCCCCAGCCUGCUCCGACUGGGAGUGGCCGAGUUCUCCCGAGAGAAGUGAGGAUGCCAGUGGGGAAGGGUCCCCCCCCGCAGGCCUCGGGCCUCCUCCAGGGACUGCAGGCUCGGACUGUGCCAGCAGCAGGAGCCCCGAGAAAGACAAGGGUGCAGAUGCGUUCAGGUAUGUCAGAGAGAUUUUCUUCAGCUGAGGGACAGCUUCCCAGGACAUUCCCAGAGCAGCUAAGGAAGCGGGCCUUGGCUCUCGGCCAGGGGCCACUCUCAGCUCGACGCCCUUCCACCUGGAGCAGCAGCCCAGGAAGUGGGGAUCAGAAUGAGCUGCCAUUAGACUUCCUCCCUGCACUGUGUCUGCCCCCAGCUCAGAGGUCUGCAGCCGCCCUGUCUUUGUGUUGUUACCAGGCUCCAGGGAACAUGAGGCCCUGCUGGUCAGACUUACUGGCACCAAGGAGUCAACUUAAUACUUUUCAAACAGAAAGAGCAUGGCUGCUAAAUACACUGGAAUUGUCCAGUUUGGGCAGUUACCCUCUCUGCCCGAGGAAGAAGCCUAACAAAGGGCGUUUCCUGCACAAGGCAGCCAGUCAACCCCUGAGCCUCCCUCAUCGGCCCUGCAGACACAUUCUGCCCAGUGCUCUGCUCUGUCUAGGAGUUUGGGGCUCCCGGGGUGCCUUUGGUACAAGCUGCCUAUCCAUCAGGCCUCCCCCAAGCUUCCUCCUGUCUACUUCGCGGCCUUGGCCCGUGACCACUCUUCAAGUGAGAGAACAGGACCCCAAGGUGGAUGCUAAGAACGAGGUCACAAGCAGAGUCCAUAUUGCCUCUGUAUUCAUUGUGGCCUUGGAUACGCAUAGAAUGUGACAACCAUUUGCUAUACAGGUUUUCCAGUUUACAGGUGCUGAAAAAUACAUAAAAUUCCCCAUGCCCAAGUUGCACUUGUAUCCUCCCUAGGUCUAGUUUGAGCAGUGAAGGGAUGCGGCGUUUGUGGAACCAUUCAGGCCUGUUCACCUUCCUCCCUGCCCAGGGCGUGUUCUGCUCCCAACCUCCCAGGCCCCACGUUAGGCGUCAGGUGCCAGCUCACACCCCUGCGCCGACUGGCUCCAGGUCCAGCCACCUUCUCAGCUGCCUUCAGUGACUCCCUCUGAGAUCGCUCCUGCGCCUUGGGGAGUGGUGUCAUGGGGAAGGCAGGAAGGAGGGGAGAGCUUGCUAGUCAGGGCCCUAGACACACCCGGGUGCUGUUUCCCCAUUUGUCACCAUGAACCUUCCCUGGGUCUCAGUUUGCCUUUGGCUGAUCAUCCUGGAAAUCGCCCUGUGACAGGAACCCUUCUGUCUCCACCAUCCUUCGAAGUAAGAAUGGCUUGCUCAGAUCAGUUAAUUUAAGUGGGAAUUCUCAUGA
Molecule: messenger RNA, 1856 nt
Organism: Miniopterus natalensis
Lineage: Eukaryota; Metazoa; Chordata; Mammalia; Chiroptera; Miniopteridae
Source: RefSeq, a predicted model, not a curated record